This is a messenger RNA of Rhagoletis zephyria (snowberry fruit fly), 1888 nucleotides long. Lineage: Eukaryota; Metazoa; Arthropoda; Insecta; Diptera; Tephritidae. The record is from RefSeq and is a predicted model, not a curated record.
AUGCAGCAAGUGUCCGAUUCUGCUCAGGCUACCUCAACUUAUCCACGCCUAAACUCAGCAUCUGCUCCUGAGCUUCAUUAUGGAACUCAUUCCUCCACCCAGCCACACUUGGGACAACCGCACCACUACAGGCAUCACAACAAUCCCAGCUUAAAAAUAAUGUCUCCCGGAUCUUUGUCAUCCUCCCCAGAGCAUGUUAACCCUCAUCAGGUGCCAGAACUGUUAAAGCCACUUUUAUUAGACAAAUCAAACAUUAAAACAAGUGCCGAUUCAGCAUCAAGGCAAACCUCUCAAACUUAUCAUUUAAAAAGUGCUUCAUCAAGUGCCUCAACAAUCGACGUAGAUUCUUUUGUGCCUUCAGGUUAUGAUAAACUGAUGCCACCAAAAGAAAAUGGAAAGCCAACUAUUGUGAGAUUUCACGUUUGGGUUCUUGGGCUGGACUCUAUCGACGAGGGAUCGAUGACUUACGUUGCAGAUAUUUUCAUUUCUCAAAGCUGGAAAGACAACCGCUUGAUAAUUCCCAAAAAUAUUACUUUUAAUGUGAAUGUUAGCGCAAACAACGACCCAAGGGGGCCAUAUCGAUUGUUGCCUGUGACACUCAUUGAUAAAAUCUGGAGGCCAGAUUCGUUUUUUAAGAACGCCAAGGAAGUCACAUUCCAAGAGAUGACUAUUCCAAACCACUACAUUUGGCUAUAUGAAGACCAUACAAUUUUAUACAUGGUUAAGUUAAGCCUUCUUCUAUCAUGUGCAAUGAAAUUUCAAACAUAUCCUCAUGAUACUCAAAAUUGCACUAUGAAAAUUGAAUCACUUUCCUAUACAACAAACGAUUUAAUUUUUGAUUGGGAGGAAUCUGAUCCACUAGUAGUAGAGAAGAAUAUUGAAUUGCCGCAACACGAUUUAAUAAAAAAGGAGAUUGAUUAUUGCACCACAACUUACUCUUCAGGAACUUUUGCUUGCGUUCAGGUGCUCUUUACCAUUAAAAGACGUUUGGGUUACUACAUAUUCCACACGUACAUUCCCACCUGCCUUAUCGUCAUCAUGAGCUGGAUUUCCUUUUGGAUCAAGCCUGAAGCGGUGCCGGCACGUGUCACACUGUGCGUCACCUCACUGCUCACUCUUUCCACUCAGCACGCCCAAUCGCAGAAGUCACUUCCGCCAGUGUCGUACAUCAAGGCAAUUGACAUCUUCAUGUCCAGCUGCACCGUCUUUGUUUUUGCCUCGCUGAUGGAGUACGCUCUCGUCAACAUUCUCAUGUCGGAUGAGCUGCUCAACGGGUGGAUCGGCAUCAUGGGAGAGGCGGGUGGGCCGAUGCAGGCAGCGGCAGCCGUCGGCGGCGGGUCAUCGGCACUGGGGCACGUUGCCGACACUCCGCAGGCAGCCGCUGGGCCUGUAGGCCUGCUGCCGAGUCGUCCGUCUCCGCUGAUACACUACAGUCAGCAGUCAGCAGCAGCAGCAUCGGCAGCACCUGCCUGUGAGGCAUGCUGCACUAGUGCUCGACAAUCCACUUCAAGUGAAGCGGCAAAUGACGGUGAAGAGGAGGACUCAUUAGAGAAUGACGCCGCUGAAGAGGUUGACGAGGAAGCGGUUGAUAUACACUUGGGAAGGAAGGCGAUGCCUAAAUUGAAUGCCACUUCAAUCUCGUUGCUGCCUGCCAACUCGCUGCAGCACCGGGCCUCCUUUCAGUGUCUCACCGAGCUGACAGCUAACGUCACAAACCGAAACUUUGACCCCUAUGGAACGAGUGUGUUCAAAUUAAACUCGCUGAACGUCAAACCAAAAACAGCAAAUCGACCACCGAAUAACAUUCUGAGUAAUCGGAAGAACCCGAAGCUGUCAGGGCACAGCAAAAGCACCACAGUGAACCUAGCCGUAAACGAUCAAGGCAAGG